Folsomia candida is the source of this 3986-nucleotide messenger RNA. RefSeq lists its product as uncharacterized. The transcript has 5 exons. Lineage: Eukaryota; Metazoa; Arthropoda; Collembola; Entomobryomorpha; Isotomidae. Bases 685 to 3966 code for a protein of 1093 amino acids. The record is from RefSeq and is a predicted model, not a curated record. Gene Ontology annotation, biological process: protein phosphorylation. Gene Ontology annotation, molecular function: ATP hydrolysis activity; protein kinase activity; ATP binding.
UUUUUGUGAAAAAACAGUCUUCGGUGAGAUAUUACGAGUCGCGAAUAAAAAAAUAAAACAAGAAGUUCUGUAUUUUUUUAAUUUUGCAGAGAUCAAGCAACAAAGGAAUAAUUUAAUACAUUUAACAAUUUUAGUAUUCGAAUUACUGAUAAGUUGCCUCACCGUGGGCUAUAAGUUUAAAUAUUUUUUAUAGUAAAGUAGAUCAUUUCAUCUUCAUUGUAAAGGCCAUGGUACGCAAAUAUCGUACCAACGAACAGAUAAUUUAUCCCAUAAUAUCUGUGUCCAUACAUUAUGUAUAUGUAUACGAUACACAUAUUCAUUGAUAUCUCAAAGGUUAAUGUCAGCAACAGAUAACUGAGAUAUAAUGUUAAACAGUAACAUGCGGCUUUUUAAUAACUGUUGAGCAGUCAAUGCUUAAACCCAGGUAAGCUCAAACAACCAAAUAUAUGUGGAACCAGUUUCGCAGAUAAGUAAAUAUCAGACAUAUGUAUGUAUGUACGUAUGUAUGUAUGUAUGUAGAACCGUAUUUGAUAUGUAUAUGAAUGUAAAACCCACAAACAUAUGUAUUCUGAAGCACUAUAUUUAUUCACUUCGCAGCUGCUAAAUACCUGUUUAAUUCAAAAUUAAGUAACGAAUACAAUCAAAGUUGGAAAAGUUGGAAAAGCCUAAGAAUUUUCAUAAAAUAUGGCGACCACUUUUAAAAUCGAGAACUUCCUAUUUGAAUCUGUGGACGAUGGCAAUCUUGGAAAAGGAUCUUUCGGGCAUGUGAUAAAAGUCCGGCAUAAGCUAGACCAACAAAUCUACGCCAUGAAGAAGAUCUCGAUCACACUUCUCUUAGCAAAUGCUAUGUUAGAUGAAAACAAUUUACAAAAAUUGCUCGACGAAGUACAACUCCAGAGCCAAAUUAAUAACGAAAAUGUCGUCAAAUACAUAACAAGUUGGAUGGAGGGCGAUAAUGUCAAGGAAAAUAAAGUAGUUGAUUUUCCCAAAUUAUUAGAGAAUUCGUCCAAUUGUGUACCAACGGACUUUUUGUACAUUGUUUUGGAGCUUUGCGACACAGAUUUGAGAUCCUGGCUGAAGAAGAAUCAGACGCUUGAAAAACGGCAAAAUGAAUGUGAUUUAAACAACGCGCUUCAGCAACUCACGAACGGACUUAAGGCAUUGCACGAUUUGAACAUAAUCCACAGAGAUAUAAAGCCGGAAAAUAUCUUGAUAAAAAAUCAAACAUGGAAAAUUGGUGAUCUUGGUCUUUCCAGACAAAUUAACCCCACAGAUAUUGCAACCUCCGUGCUUCGAGGAAACUUGGCUUACAGGGCGAUCGAACUUCAAUCGUGUGAACUUGUUGUUCCUUCAAAAUCCGCAGAUGUUUUUAGUUUAGGCCUAAUUUUUGUUGAAAUUCUUCAACCCUUUACCACAGAUUCGGCAAAAUAUAAAGCAUUUUUUCAUAUUACAGAAGAUGAUAAACCAAACAACGCUAUUAAUAAGCUACUUAAAGAUAGCUUUCCAAUAGAAGGAGAAGUUAUUAAGAAAAUGUUAGUGAGGGAUCCAAAUAAAAGAGCGAACAUUGCUCAGGUCCUCGAUUGCUUUAAAAUGCAAAAGAACCCACAGCAAAUUAAAGUGAAAUCUAAACCAAAAGAUAACACAAAAAUUCAGCCUAUUAAAACCAAACUUCCACCAAAUCCGUACAAUCGUCCAAUUCAUUACAAGAUAGUCCCACCAGUUACGACAUUCUCCGGAAGAAAAGGGGAGCUGCACGAAAUUUCUAACGGAUUCAGGAAGCAAGAUCAAAAUUUAAUCAGGAACAUUUUCGUUAUCCAGGGCCUUGGAGGGGUCGGAAAAACAAAUUUGGCCAGAAAGUUUGCACAACUGUUUAGCGAACAGUGUGGCGGGGACGUGAUUUGGAUCGGGGCAGAAAACUCAACCGCUUUGACAAACAGUUUUAGCAAUUUCUUUGAAAAAAAGUUGAAGCUCUCGUGGGAUUCAGAAAGAAAAGAUGAGUCGUUAAAGAAAUUUUACGAGAUAUUUAAAGAGGAUACGGGCCGUCCACCUAAACCAGGACAAGAACAAAACAAAAAUUCCAUCAUCUUGAAACUAUGUGAAUUUCCAACUCUUAUAAUUUUCGACAACGCGGAAACAUUCAAAUCCACAAAGUCAUUCGAAAUACGGGAUUGCCUUCCCCACUUCCACGAGUUUUAUGGUUGCAGCGGCACAUUUAAAAUUCCAUAUUUCUUGAUCACCACCAGAAAAAAGGACUUGAUCGCGCAUUCAAGGAUAUUAAAUUUAAAGCCUUUGAGAACCGUAGAAGCUGUAGAAUUCGUUCAGAAAACAUUACUCGAAACUGAUCCAGACGAAGCCAAAUUGCUUUGUGAAGCUUUACAAAAUUUUCCCCUUGCUUUGCAACAGGCGGUUGCGUAUAUUAAAGAAAUGGAAGGAUUUAACUACAAGAUUCGAGAUUAUGUCAGAGACUUCGAAAAGAAAAGGGAAAUAGCGAAGAAAUUGCUGCAAUAUGAAUUUACUGAAAAUUCUGAUGACGACUAUGAACUUACUACGUACACAGUGUGGAACAUUACUUUGGAGAAAAUUAAACAGCUCGACCAAACAUCAAUUGACGUCUUAAGCAUUUUAUCCUAUCUCCCAGCCGAUAACGUUACCUGCGAAUUUCUCAAGGAUUAUUUAAACUUCUGUGGGAAAUUUGAAGAUGCCUCCGCGCUAAAUUCAAUUCUCCUCUUACCCAGCAAAUAUUCAAUGUAUACCUUAUCAAAAAACACAAUCAGCGUCCACCGCCUUGUUCAAAAAGUUACUAGGUUAACCUUAACUGAAACUGGACAAGAUGAAAUUUUACUUUCAAAUCUUAUGAAAUUCAUCCGGGACUCUAUUUUGGAAAAAGGCGAGUUAGAAUACUAUUUAGAACUUGACGACAAUUUUGGGAUUAGUUUUUCUACCCAUCCAUGCGAUAAUUAUUUUGAUCACAUAAAUUCAAUUUGGGAAUACGCCAUGGAGAAGCCAAACCUUCUCAAGGAAUUUUACCCGUUCGUCUUCAAACUUCGAAAAAAGUUAUCACGGCCUCCAAAAACAGAUGAGAAACACACACUUUCCAACACUCUGUUCAAGAUUCAGAAAACAUUCGCUAACCCAGAACCCGAAACUUGUGCUCAGGCUAUGAAAACCUUUUACUCCAAUAUGAACGUAUACACGGCCUUUUGGCAUGAUGAGAAUAUUCGACUUUGGGAAUUACUCGAUAUGCACUGGUUAUCUUCCUUCUACCCACUGAGUGAUAUCACUCUUAAAUUUAAAGAAGACAAUUUACAAUUUCUAACGAAUCAAAAAAAGCAUGAUGUCGCCUUACCACUGUACAAGUUGGAAUAUGAAAGCAGAUGUCAAACCUUUGGGAAGGAAUCGGAACAAGCAUUCCGAAUUUUGAAAGGGUUUGCAAAAGCUCAAGGGGAAACAGAUAUUGAUAAUGGGUUUCAGCUUUAUAUGGAGGUUAUAGAUCAGGCAAAGGUUAAGGGGGACGUAAUUUUAAUUAAGGGUUGUCAAGAGGAUUUGAUUCAUUUUAUACGAAGUGGCGUAGAACUAAAUCACGAAGGUAGGAAAUCCGGUGGAGAUAAGUAUUUCCAUGUUACUAGAGAAAUUUGUCGAGAGGUUUAUGAAAACGAUAAGAAAGCGAUGGAAAUUGGCUCAUGUGAAAUGCAGUCUGGAUUACACCUAAUUUGGUUUUGGGAACGGGAAGAAAACAAAUUAAUUAGGUGUGAGAACAUUGUCAGAGUUUGUCAGGAAAUGAUAGGUUUGUACAAAAAGUUUGGGAUUGCAGGAUUCGAUUUUUUAGAAAAUAAGGCGCAAGAAGAAGUAAUUCUCCUAGCCCAGGAACAUAUUAAAGCCUUAUUUAAAUCAGCAGCUCCGAUAGAAGAGAGUAAAAAAGCUAAACAAAUUGUGAACACAUUACUGCAAACCUAUGAUUACAAAUAAAUUUUAUUGUACAUAACUUA